GCGGCGCAAGACGCGGGGCCGCAAUGUGGUGCUUGCAGCCGACUAGUACGGGUCGGUCUGACAGCGUCUGUGCCACCGGCGCGAGUUAGCAGGCAGCCCUGCGUUGCUCGCUCCUGAGCGGCAGGAUGUCACGGACUGCAGCUGCAGCUGCAGCCACAGGCGGCCGGCCUUCCACCUCGCCCGCUGCCGCCACUGCCGGCCUGCAGGCGGUGAGCAGCAAACGAGUGCCGCCGCUGCGCGGCGUGCCAGGCGGCCAGUACGCCGCCGGCAGCCUGGCCGUUGGCGGCGCUGGCGUUCCCUUCGCCGCCGCAGCCGCCGCCGCCGGGCCCUCGGCUAAGGCUGCAGCCGCCGCGGGGACGCCGUUGUUGGGCCGCCAUCCGUUACCACAGCAGCGACACCCCAGCCCGCGCGGCCAGGACAGCUCCUCAGCCGACGCGGGCGUCUCAGGCAUUGGAGCGCUGUUGCUGAGCACCGGCGGCGCCGCCUCCGCCGGCGCAAGCGCCUCCGCCAGCCCUUCCGCUGGCACCUGCAACAACGCGUCCCGCUUGGGCCUGGCCUUGGCCGGCGGCGUGGGCAGCGGCAGCGCCGUGCGCGGCUGUAGCUUGGGAGCGGCGCUAGUCAGCGCCGACGCCAGCGGCAGCGGUAACAGCAACAGCGAAGCAGCUGUGUGCACGGGUGUGAUUGUGGGCCCGGGGCCCAACACGGCUGCGUGAUGAAUGCGGGCGAUCCCACGCCAGUGCGCCAGUGUUGGUGCAGGGGCCAGGGCUCGGGCUGGGGAGCGGCGGGCUGUUGUCGUCAUCGGUGUACGCAUGCUCUGCCGUGCCUCUGCUGCAGUGGCAACUUUCGGAGCUUGUUGCAACCCCAAUUCGAUGUGGGUUGGAAGGAAGUCACGGAAGGAAGUCUACAAGAUGCAAGCAUGUACAAACGAAGAACGCGCACCCAUUCAUGCAUGCUGGAAUCCGGAGGCGAGAUGCCCUGGACCAUUGCUUACCCAUUGUGGCGUGACCCAAAGCAUCCAAACUGCGUUUCUUGUCUAGGCACAAAGUGCACUAAGGCAGCGGUGUUCUGUAGGUGUCCAGCUCAAGAGGAGGCAGAACAGUUUAUACGUGGUGUCAUGAUAUGAUGUAUUGUAUACUUGCUGCUUUCAGAACCACCAGCGGCAGGCCAGCAAUACGCAUGCUGCCUGCCCUGUGGCCAGGGUUGCGCUGUCCAUUACAUACCAAACCGUUUGUCCUGAACCCAGGCGCACCGACAAACUGUGAGCAACAGUGCUUUGUGUUUGCGGGACGGGAGUGCAUUGCCCUUAGCAGUACGGAUUCCGGCAGCUGCGGACACACAACACUGCCGGAGCGCUUGGUGCCCGCGGGAGGCACCGUAUGCAGGUGUUGCGGGCGUUUUGGUUUGUUGGAGUUCUUAAGACCCUGAGCCAAGGGCUGUGAUAUGGGAUGGAGUGGGAUGGGAUGGGAUGGGGGCCGCGAUUGCGCGGUAGCGAUGUGGGCGUUGGCUUGCAAGGCAGGCAUGGAGGUGUGGUGGGCCAGGCAUCAAGUGCACCGCUUGCCAGGCUGCGGGUCGAUGCGAGGCGAGGUCCAGGCGACACCAACAAUCAGCGCCUUUCCAAAGGAUGUGAGAGGUUAGCGCUACGGAUGGAGUGGCACUGGUGAUUGGGGGUGUACUGCACUUACCGCGAGGCAGCCUCUGACUGUGGCCGCAAAGCGCAGCGCGGAUGCCGGGCCCUACUUUGCUAUCCGCUGCCAAAGCUUGUUUGUUACGAUGAACCUCGCGUGCUGAACUCCUGUGCGAUUUGGCGUACACCGCAAUACGGUAUGCUUCAUGCGAUAUGGCUGUGGGUUUGAGAGUUCCAAUGAUAGCGGUGCACCAACUCCGCUAGAUUUGUCGCAAAGCAGAUCCGGUUGUGUAGUACGGCACAUGAUGACAGGAUAUUGGUGAAAGUGGGCUGCGCCCACGCCAUGUCUCUAGUCUGAGGCCACAAGCGUCUUCCUCUAAGGGUGAAGAGUAGCCCUGGAUUGGGGCGGAUAAAGUGCGGCCGGGCGCUUCUACCGCGGCGCACCGUGCACUGGGGCCAUGCACCAAUAAACGUGGUGGAAUGUUGCAGUGCACUCUUUAAGGUACUGCUUUAAGGUGCAUCUGCAGGCAUAAUGCAGUGCACUGCUUUAAGGUACUGAUUUGAGAUGCAUCUGCUAGCAUUCAUCACGUGCUGCUUUGUACGUCGUACUGGGAAGCUCGAGGUUGCGGGUAGCAAGUAAAGAAGCUUCGUGGCAUGUUGCUUUUGUUUAGGUGGCCGUGAACGUUGUAGGGCGGCCGGAGGCAUGGACAGUGAAAUUCUAGUACGGUACACAAGUGCAGGCCUGCAAGAAUGGUGCAUGGGUGCACUGAGCAUAAUGCGUAUGUUCUGAACCAUACCGCGGCUGGGUCAAGCACACGACGCAGGCUAUGUUUUAACACAGAACUGGAGGCAGGUCGACAGCAUCGCCACCUCUUCCUUUAUUUAGGCGACAGCCUUUGCAGGACUGACAAUGAUGACAUUCAUGUUGCGGAGGGUGGAGGUUGGCGCGUUCUCCCGGUGAUGCGAGUCGCGGUAAAAACCUUACGCAUGAGUAGUGUUGUGAGGUGUCAUUCGUUUUUUGUGUGUAGGGGCGAAGCCCCCCAGGAACACCCCUGUCCGUGGCUGGUGCGUCGGCAAAACAUAGCAUACUGGCGCAAACCGCGGCUGCUACGUAUUAGUAUGUGUUAAUGCCUAUUGCAUGUAAAUAGGUGGCAGGGAAAAUUCGGGCGGAGCGAGAAGUGCCUUCGCACGUCCAUGGACAAUUGACUUUCGCGAGGUUGCCCGAAAAGCAAGCCAUGGCUUUGCGCAGUAUGACUUCUGUACGUCGUAAAUGUACUACAAAGACACAGCAGACGGCGAGCCGUCAUAAAGAGCCUGUCACCGUUGUCCAUUUCUGUAGCGGCUCGCUCUCACGCCUCUUUCUUCCUGGUCCGAGCGCAACCCCCAGUGGACGCGUCCGGACCAGCCAUGGCACCGAAGCGGCGCCGAGACGAAGCUGAGAAGGCGGAGUAGUUAGUAGGCGCCCGCGUCAAGGUGGCUGGGUUGAUAACGACCCGGGAUCAGCCCUUUUCCUGCCAUAAGGCAGCCACCUCCUUGUUUGUGUGUAGCAGUCGUUGUACCUUGCCAAUAGCUGAGAAGUAGAGCGGGCUGUUCGUAACUGCCCGAUGCUCAAUAAAGCUGACGCUAUGGUGACCGCGCAAGUGAGCGUUUUAAGCAGCCAGCUGCAAUGCGCUGUGUAAAGAUGCGUACGG
This is a messenger RNA of Chlamydomonas reinhardtii, 3315 nucleotides long. RefSeq lists its product as uncharacterized. The transcript has a single exon. The record is from RefSeq and is a predicted model, not a curated record. The coding region runs from base 126 to 713 and encodes 195 amino acids. Lineage: Eukaryota; Viridiplantae; Chlorophyta; Chlorophyceae; Chlamydomonadales; Chlamydomonadaceae.